This is a messenger RNA of Apodemus sylvaticus (European woodmouse), 4064 nucleotides long. RefSeq names its product TELO2 interacting protein 1 (gene Tti1). Gene Ontology annotation, biological process: chromatin remodeling. The record is from RefSeq and is a predicted model, not a curated record. NCBI's taxonomy places the organism in Eukaryota, Metazoa, Chordata, Mammalia, Rodentia, Muridae. The transcript has 8 exons. Gene Ontology annotation, cellular component: cytoplasm. The coding region runs from base 127 to 3384 and encodes 1085 amino acids.
CUGGCGCGGUGCGACGCACUACUUAUUCGUCAUUUCCGCCUAGGGUGCAAGAGGCGGGAGAGUGAGGGAAAGACUGGAAGACGAGCCUGCAGGAUGUUUCCUCGGUGAAGGGAAGGUGGUUGUACAAUGGCGGUGUUUGACACUCCUGAGGAGGCUUUUGGCGUCUUACGUCCAGUCUGUGUUCAGCUCACAAAGACCCAGACAGUGGAGAAUGUGGAGCAUCUGCAGACACAGUUACAAGCCAUAAGUGACACUGCCCUCCAGGAACUACAGCAGUACAUUCUCUUCCCCUUGCGAUUUGCCCUGAAGACCCCAGGGCCCAAAAAAGAGCGUUUAGUGCAGAGCGUGGUGGAAUGCCUCACCUUUGUCCUGUCCUCAACAUGUGUGAGAGAGCAGGAGCUUCUCCAGGAGCUCUUCUCGGAACUUUCCGUCUGUCUGUACUCUCCCAGCUCCCAGAAACCCGCAGCCUUGUCAGAGGAGUUGAAAUUGGCUGUGAUCCAGGGACUUAGCACCUUAAUGCACUCAGCUUACAGGGACAUCAUUCUGACUUUUUAUGAGCCCUCCAUUCUGCCUCGUUUAGGAUUUGCUGUGUCUUUACUGUUGGGCUUGGCAGAGCAGGAGAAGUCAAAACAGAUUAAAAUUGCUGCCUUACAGUGUCUACAGGUUCUCCUCCUUCAGUGUGAAUGUCAGGACCAUCCGAGGCCCUUGGAUGACCUGGAGCAGCAGCAGCUGGGGGAUUUGUUGGCAUCUUUCCUACCUGGAAUCUCAACUGCACUGACCAGAGUCAUCACAGGAGACUUUAAACAAGGUCACAGCAUUGUUGUGUCUUCUCUCAAGGUCUUUUACAAGACUGUGAGCUUCAUCAUGGCUGAUGAACAGCUCACAAGGAUCCCAAAGGUCCGAGCAAAGCCUGCAGUUGAGCACAAAGUGGCAGCCCUGAUGAUUCACAGAGAAGCAGACUGGGUAAAAAGUACUGGUGACAAGUUGGCGAUUCUUAUUAAAAAGAUAAUUGACUGUGUCUCUGUUCACCCACACUGGAAGGUGAGGCUGGAACUGGUAGAGUUUGUGGAGGUCCUGCUUUUGAAGUGUACUCAGUCCCUGGUUGAAUCCACAGGUCCCCUCUUGAAGGUGUUAGUUGGCCUAGUGAAUGAUGAAAGUCCUGAAGUCCAGGCCCAGUGCAAUACAGUGCUAAGGCGUCUUGCAGAUCGGAAAGUAGUAGUGGGCAGCAGAGCCUUGGCUGACAUCUUGUCAGAAAGCCUGCAUUCACUGGCCACGUCUCUUCCCCGCCUGAUGAACACACAGGAUGAUCAGGGAAAAUUCUCUACCCUUUCUCUGUUACUUGGGUAUCUGAAACUGUUGGGCCCCAAAGUACAUGUGAUUCUCAAUUCUGUGGCCCAUGUGCAGCGCCUUUCCAGGGCCCUCAUCCAAGUACUGGAGCUAGAGGUGGCUGAUGUCAAGAUGGUGGAAGAGCGGCGCUGGAACUCUGACAACCUGAGUGCUUCUGCAGAGGCUUCAGCUGCUCGGCCAUGGAGCAGAAUCCAGAGGCGAUACUUCCGAUGCUUCACUGAUGAAAGAGUCUUCCUGCUCCUCCGGAAAAUCUGUCAGCUCCUGGGUUACUAUGGGGACCUGUAUCUACUUGUAGACCACUUUCUGGAACUGUACCGUACAUCUGUAGUUUUCCGGAAGCAAGCUGCCAUGAUUGUGAAUGAACUGGUGGUAGGGGCUGCUGGACUGGAUGUAGAAGAUAUUCAUAACAAAUGUACAAGCACGAGCCUAGAGGAAUUGAGAGAGAUUGUGAAAUCUAUCCUAGAGGAAUACACAAGCCAAGAAAACUGGUAUCUGAUUACCUGUAUUGAAGCUGAGGAGGAGGAGGGGAUGGUGAUGAAGCAGCAAGGCCUCCAGGCUGUCACAUCUGGUGUCCACACCUGCCAAGUUGUAUCUUUUCCAGCCCUGUCAAAGUCGAGUCCCACUAUCUGCUCCAUGAACAGUAACAUCUGGCAGAUAUGCAUUCAGUUGGAAGGCAUCGGCCAGUUUGCUCAUGCAUUAGGAAAAGACUUUCGUUUGCUUUUGAUGUCAGCUCUCUAUCCAGUCCUGGAGAAGGCGGGAGACCAAACCUUGCUCAUUAGUCAAGUGGCUACUAGCACCAUGGUAGAUAUUUGCCACGCUUGUGGCUAUAACUCUGUACAGCACCUCAUCAAUCAGAACUCAGACUAUUUGGUGAAUGGAAUCUCCUUAAAUCUGCGCCACCUCACUCUGCACCCUCAUACCCCUAAAGUCCUAGAAGUCAUGCUCCGGAACUCAGAUGCUAGCCUACUUCCUUUGGUAGCAGAUGUGAUUCAAGAUGUCUUGGCCACUCUGGACCAAUUUUAUGAUAAGAGAGCUGCUUCCUUUGUCAGCGUUCUGCAUGCUCUGCUGGCAGCAUUAGCACAUUGGUUCCCAGAUGCGGGUUCCACUGGGCAAUUCCAGCAGCGCAGUUUAAAAGAGGAGGGGCAGCAACUGGCAGCAGCUGGCGAGGCUAGCGCCACAGCUCAGGACAUCGAGCAGUUUGUGCUGAGCUACCUCCAAGAGAAGGACGUGGCGGAAGGGAAUGUUGCUGACCUUGAAGCUGAAGAAGAGGAGCAGUCAGCCCCUCCCAAAGUGGAUGAGAAUGACACCCUUCCAGAUGUGGAGCCACCACUGCCAGUGCACAUCCAGAUAGCCAAGGACGUGAUGGAGCGCUGCAUCCACUUGUUAUCAGAUAGAAAUCUGAAAAUCCGCCUGAAGGUCUUGGAUGUGCUGGGUUUGUGUGUGGAGGUUCUACAGACCCAUAAGAACCAGCUCCUUCCCCUGGCUCAUCGGGCCUGGCCUUCACUCGUGCACCGACUCACAAGUGAUGACCCCCUGGCAGUGCUCAGAGCAUUCAAGGUUUUACAGACACUUGGAAGCAGAUGUGGAGAUUUUCUACGGAGCAGGUUCUGCAAAGAUGUCCUGCCAAAAUUGGCCAGCUCCUUAAUCACCCAGGCCCCCAUCAGUGCCAGGGCUGGACCAGUUUAUUCUCACACACUGGCCUUCAAGCUACAGCUGGCUGUCUUGCAGGGCCUGGGCCCCCUCUGUGAAAGUCUGGACUUGGGUGAGGGUGACCUGAAUAAAGUGGCUGAUGCCUGCUUGAUUUACCUCAGCACCAAACAGCCCAUGAGAUUACAAGAGGCCGCCCGGAGCGUCUUCCUCCACCUGAUAAAAGUAGACCCAGACUCCACCUGGCUUCUCCUGCACGAACUGUACUGUCCUGUGCAGCAAUUCACAGCCCCGCACCCCAGCCUUCACCCAGUACAGCUGCAGGGGGCCACUAAGCCACAGAACCCCUAUGCCACCAAUGUGUGCCACCUGCUUCUUCAACUGCAGUGAUCCUGCCAGACUUUGCCAGCCAUGCCAGCCAGAAGUUGAGCUGAGCCGCCCCUGCUGGAUAUAGUUGCAGCAGCACAGCGGUGAAGGUGGAUUAGACGGCGAUCCGUGUAUAAAGUGAUCAAUCACACAACUGCUUAGAAAUUGGACUGAAAGGGCUGGUGAGAUGGCUCAGCAGUUAACACUAACUGCUCUCCCGGAAGUUCUGAGUUCAAAUCCCAGCAACCACACGGUGGCUCAUAACCAUCUGUAAUGAGAUCUGAUACGCUCUUCUGGUGUGUCUGCAGACAGCUACAGUGUACUUGCAUACAAUAAUAAAUAAAUCUUAAAAAAAAAAGAAGUUGGACUGAAGGAAAAGUAGCUUACUGUUAUUUAUAUUUCACUCUUUGUGUUUUCAGAUGACAUUGUCUGGUGGCUCUAAGAGUUUAACUCCUUAGCCUACUGUUCUGCACAGCCCCUCUGCCUCACAGGUCCCCUAAACACACACACACAAACACACACACACACAUCCCUUGUGCUCCACACCCAAGUUCGAUUCUCAUCACCCAUUAGUAGCUGACAACCAUCUGUAACUCCAGCUUCAAGGGCUCCAACCCCCUCUUCUGACCUCAAGCACCUGACUUGCACAUGGUGCAGACACGCUCAUGAGCCUCUUAUAAGAUAAAUAAAUCUUUUCAAAAAUG